GCAGCAUAUAUUUAUUUGCCUACGCUCCUUACGCUGGCUGGUUUAAAUAUUUGUGAGUAGUUUAUUUAAGUUCAUCGUUUGAUUUCGUGAAAAGUGUCUAGUGAAAGAAAUCUGAAUCCAUAAAAGAUGGUGCGUAUCGAGGAUAACGGAGAACCAGGCUGCAAGACUGCUGCUGAAGUGAAUCAACGAUUUCGCAAUUUCGAGGAUCCCACCUCAUAUUGGCAAUGCGCCAUACAGGGUCAGCCAGCCAAAAUAGUGCGCUGUGAACCGAAUAAACUCUACUCAGAGGAGGAACAAAAGUGCAUUGACUGGAAGAAAUGGCAUUGGACGGAUCCAAAAGAGCCCCCCAGCCGGCCUAGUAAAGCUAAUAAAUAAGCAAAAAGCUUAUAAUAAUCAAAUUACUAUAAACAUAAGCAUAAAUAUGUUUGUGAAUUGAGAGAUUUAGAUAAUAAUUGUUAUAGUAAGUGUACAUAAAUUCGUUUUAGAAAAAAGGAACAACAAAAAUAUACAAACCACACAUUCCAUUGAGUUACAUAUGUAAGUAGGAGAAAAUAAAUUCCACUGCUAAUUAAUAAAACGAAAGCAACUAAUUUUUGU
Molecule: messenger RNA, 597 nt
Organism: Anastrepha ludens (Mexican fruit fly)
Lineage: Eukaryota; Metazoa; Arthropoda; Insecta; Diptera; Tephritidae
Exons: 2
Coding region: 127-375 (82 amino acids)
Molecular function (GO): chitin binding
Source: RefSeq, a predicted model, not a curated record